This is a messenger RNA of Maudiozyma saulgeensis, 1242 nucleotides long. Lineage: Eukaryota; Fungi; Ascomycota; Saccharomycetes; Saccharomycetales; Saccharomycetaceae. The record is from the annotation of a GenBank genome assembly.
AUGUUUUACCAUGAAUGGAAAUUCUCUAUAAAUCCAAAGAAAUUUGAGGACAUAAAUCUCGCCCAAUUCAAAAAUACGAGAAUAAAGACUUUACUCAGUUAUUUAUUUAGAGUCUGGUUUUUUUUGAUUUUAAAGUUAGCCUUUUUAGUAUCUGACUGUUACACAUGCAUAAAAUUAUUAGCGUAUAACUCAUGGUCUAAUAACGUGAUUAAACCAUAUCUUCCUUUUAAUAUUUCAAAAUGGCUCUUUAGUGGUUGUAUAUUCGUUUCUUUUGCGCUGAUAUUAUGGGAAAUUAUUUUAGGCAUACGUGUAUUACGAACUCGAAAUAUCGCCCUUUGUUAUGUGAACAAAUUUGCAAGACUAUUUCAAUCUAUUACAGACUACUCAAAAUUUUGCAUUAUGGAUAUGAUAACGCCGUCUAAUUCUUUUGAAAAGUGGACUUUCUUCAUAUUCUUCGAGCUGAAGGAUUGUAUUGGAUUACUUUUUGCUGACACACCUAGGCAGGUCAUAAAUGCCCUAACAUUAUGGUCUGUUGUAAUAACAACAAAUAGAAACAAUUUAGAUCUGGGGGAUCUUGAGACUUUUAGCGAUGUGCUAUCAAGAAUAAGGUAUAUUGCAAAGUACAACCAUGCGGAGGCGGUUUUACUGUCUUUCAUGCUCUUUUCGUUCGCCAUAUGGCUAUUUUUCAUUACAAAACUAACGAUAGCAAUCAUGUGUUCACCAUUUGUAUAUUAUAAGCUAAUAAAAAGAGGGAACUACACCAGUAUUAGAGAGUUCUGUUGUAUUUCGAUCAGCAAUAAUAUUGAUUCUAUCCUCGCAAAGCAAAAAGAAGAGCUCGAUAGAUAUGAUAGUGCUAGCAUUUUAAGAUUAAAUAUCUACGAUGAUGAAUCACGACUCGAGACAGAGACUAUCGAGAUUUCAGAGUUUGAUAAAUACGAUAUCGAAAAAGUUAUAUCCGAUAGUUCAUCCGAAUCAUUACCAAAUGCAAUACCUUUUAAGCUUUAUCACACCAAUGAAAGUGAAACACUUGUAUUGGAUGAACCCAAACAGUUCACUUCCAUUAUUUACGGAUCUAACCCCAAAAUACAUCAAUUUCUUCCGGCGACUACUCAGUUUAAUAGUUCGAGGACCAGACCUAAACCUAAUAUAUCCUUAGACACAAAUGGAAUAGAUCAAAAUCUAUAUAAUGACAAUCAUGUUUUUAUACCAGAUAAGGCAUAUUUUAGAACGAAUGGCAUAUGA